CUGAGACCAAGGAAAAUGAAACAUGGCGGAUCAAGACGGAGACGGAUUUCGAUACCCGCGACGAUCUUGGUGGGUUGCGCGGUGUUUGGAACAAUGGGAUUGUUAAUUCUCAGUGUAAGAGAUGUUGAUUCACCGACAAUUCCUACUAUUCCUCUGAAGCAAAUCCACAUACAAGAAUCGGAUUCCAGCGUUGAAAACGAUAAUUUCGAUGACGGCUCUGAGAUUGGGAAGAGGAAUGAGGCCAAGGCUGGAAGUGGAAGUGGAAGUGGAAGUGGAAGUGGGACAACGAAGAAAGGGUCGCGUUUGUGUGCAACGGUGGAGCAGAUGGGAGAAGAUUUCAAGUCAACGUUUUGGAACGAAAGUCUUAGAGUGAGAGAGAUCAUUCGCCAGCAUUUCGCUUUGAAUGGUGCUUCAAGAAUCCGAGAUCUCCCUCCGGAGCAGUUCUGUUGGCAUGGCUUUGUCUUGGGAAAAGCAUCAGAGGCAGGUUUCGGGAAUGAAAUGUACAAGAUUUUAAGUGCUGCAGCAUUGAGUAUAAUGUUAAACCGGUCCCUGAUCAUUGGGCAAACCAGAGGCAAAUUUCCCUUUGGCGAUUAUAUUUCUUAUUCGAAUGAGGCAUUUACCUUGAAAGAAAUUAAGCAUCUAUGGAGACACAAUAAAUGUGAGAAGAUGUAUGGGAGGCAUCUUCUUAUAAGGACUGAUGAUUUUGAGAAGCCAGUCAAAACAAAUGUCCUUUGUAGCAACUGGAGAGUAUGGAAGCAACCCAUUAUAUGGUUCCAAGGUACGAAUGAUGCUGUGGCGGUUCAAUUUUUUUUGAAAAAUAUACAUUCUGAGAUGAGGAAUGCUGCUUUUGAUUUAUUUGGAAAGCCAGAGUUUCUUAAAUCUCGACCAAAUAUAUUUGGGGAAUUGAUGAGGGUUCUCAUUUCUCCUUCAAAAGAUGUGGAAGAAGCUGUUAAUUGGGUUCUUGGCAGUGGAGAUGAUCCUGAUAUAACAUUGCAUAUGCGGAUGCUUAUGAACAAGUCUGUGAGAGCUGUACAGGCAGCAUUGAGCUGUAUCAGGAAAGCCACACAUGAUCUUAACAAAGCCUCUAAACCUAGGGUGGUCUUAGUUUCGGAUACUCCUUCUCUUGUAAAAAGCAUUACACAUAAUAUCAGUAAAUUUGCUGAGGUUAUUCAUUUUGAUUAUGGAAUGUUUGAAGGAAAUAUAACUACUGUUAAUGGAUUAAAGAGUCUAGAAUUUAGAGCUAAGGACUGGGGGCCAGCACCUAGAUGGGUUGCCUUCGUGGACUUCUUUCUUGCAUCGCGGGCAAAACAUGCUGUUGUCUCUGGGGCUCAUAGACGUGUUGGAACUACCUAUGCUCAGUUAAUUGCUGCCCUGGCUGCUGCACGCAAUCUAGGGGAUAAUUCAGCUGGUUCUAGUUUCACUUUUUUAAGCAGCUUCCAAAAUAAUUUGUUGAGAGAAGGUUUAAGAUUUCAAAUUGGUUGGGGACAUGUCUGGAACAGAUUUGCAGGUCCCUUGAGUUGCCAUAACCAACGUAACCAAUGUGCCUUCACACCACUUCUACCUCCAGCUUGGUGGGAUGGACUCUGGCAAUCUCCGCUUCAACGCGACAUUAAUCGGUUGGAACAGUAUGGGGUUCAACUAACUGGUUUUGGUACAACUGAUGAAAUUCAUCUUCAGUCUUUCUGUAGUUCGAGGAAAUAUAUUGUGAAAACUAUUCCAAUACCAUUAUAAUAUAAGUUUUCUCUUUGAUUUUUUGGGACAUAGAA
Messenger RNA from Ziziphus jujuba (common jujube), 1766 nucleotides. RefSeq lists its product as uncharacterized. Lineage: Eukaryota; Viridiplantae; Streptophyta; Magnoliopsida; Rosales; Rhamnaceae. The transcript is spliced from 7 exons. The record is from RefSeq and is a predicted model, not a curated record. Bases 16 to 1731 code for a protein of 571 amino acids.